GGCGUAUUCAACCUAACGCUAACCUCUGAAGCAAAACAGAGAGAAAUAUGAUUAAGAUUACAUUGUUGCUUUGUUUAGGUUUCGGAUUUGCAUCUGCCAAUGAAUGCAUUAAUAAACCUGAUGAUACAAUAGUAAAUGCUGGUUGUCAGUAUUAUGAAAUUUGCAGAAAUGGGUCGCCUAUUGCCAACUAUUGCAUAAGACCAAGAGUUUUCAAUCACGCUAAGGGUCAAUGUGACGAUCCUGUGAAUACACCUCCGCCUUGUGGAAAUGAGAAAAGUUGUGGAAAUACUCCAGAUGGGAGAUAUCCAAUUUUGGAAAUGAACUGUAGGUGCUACUACACGUGUCAAGAUGGACAAAACAUGGGAACUCAGUGUUGUCCUGAUGGUCUGACAUGGGAUGUUUAUGAUAGUCUUUGUAACUGGCCAAGAGAUGUUCCACCCCCGUGUGGAACUUAUUCUCCGGAACCUAUAACAACUGCAAAACCAUAA
Dimorphilus gyrociliatus is the source of this 488-nucleotide messenger RNA. Lineage: Eukaryota; Metazoa; Annelida; Polychaeta; Dinophilidae. The record is from the annotation of a GenBank genome assembly.